UUAUUUUGAAAAGAUAUCAUCAGGGAAUAUUUGAAGAAAUUAAAACAAAGGAUAAGCUAGCUACUCCUAUGAAGAAGACGACGACGUUUUAUGCAAAACGAUUUGCUCUAUUGCUUGUUUUUCUAAUUAUUGAUCAAGUUUUUCAAGCAACUUCUGUUUCAAUGGAACCACAUCUAGGAACUGUAUUUUCCGGCAGAAAUAGAAUGCUUAGAACGCGGUCAUGGCCACCACCUGCACCUAAGGUAAAUCGAGCUCGGAAUCAGGGGUUCUUUUUUCCACCUCCGCCACCACCACCACCGCCUCCGCCGCCACCGCCUCCGCCGCCACCACCGCCGCCACCUUGUAUUACAGGUGUUUAGAUUUAACUAUUCAAAAGAGGGUUGCAACGUAGCUUGUUGACCGUUUACCUGCCAUUCUUAUGUAAUUUUUUCUAUUGUUAAUGAAAAGAAUCGAAUGAUGUCCGGAAAGAAAAAGAUUUAACUAUUUAAUCAUAACAACUAUUUAAUCAUAACAUAUGUAAAAUUGAAGCAGGGUCUUUGUAACUUUGAGUUUAAGUCGUUUAUUUUUUCUGUAUCUUUGAAUAUUUAUAAUAUAAAUAAAUAUAUGUUUGGAAAUUGUUUGGUAGAGGUGUUUUUUAAUCUGGUGUUUAUGUGAAAUAGUAAACUAAAGAGGCAAUUACAUAUAUCCUCUUUUAAAAUUCAUUAAUUAUGUAUAUAUAUUUAAUUCAAAACCAAAAUUGUAUAUA
Messenger RNA from Helianthus annuus (common sunflower), 745 nucleotides. Its product is annotated as formin-like protein 20. Bases 69 to 359 code for a protein of 96 amino acids. The record is from RefSeq and is a predicted model, not a curated record. Lineage: Eukaryota; Viridiplantae; Streptophyta; Magnoliopsida; Asterales; Asteraceae. The transcript is spliced from 2 exons.